AUGAAAGGAUUCUUAUUUCUCUUAUUUCUAUCGAUAAAUGAAAUUAAUAUUUCACAACAAAUUGUAACGGCAGCAAUAUUAUCCAAUUUAAAUCAAAAUGAUUCUCUUGAAGAGGUUGUUGAUACAAAUUCAUCAAGAUUAUUAUCUGAAAAUAAAGAAACAGAUAUAACUCCAAUCGAACUAGUAUUUGAUAAUAAAUAUUCAGACCAAAUCGCAGAAGAAUCAAAUAUAAGUACAGAAGUAUUUCAUUCUGGUCCACAAUAUGAAGUUAAUUGGUCAUUCAUUGACAAAGAAACAGUAUGUGCUAAUUUUUCUCUAUUUCUAUUUUCAAAUUCUUCAAAUACAACAAAUUCAUUUAAAAAUACAAAUCAAAUUAAAAUCAAUAAUACAUAUCCUCAUAUGGUUUCAAUACCACAACGUUCAAAUCAUUCGAUUUAUUCGUUAAAAUAUUUUCUUUUUAUUAUUCGACAUUAUAAACAAAAAAAAGUCACAGAAAAACAACUUUACAUGGAACAAUUAACUCUUAAAAAUUCAUCAGUUGGAAUUAAUGAUCAUUUUUCAAAUACAUUACUAUUAAUUCGAUUGAAUGCAAAAGAAAAAUAUUCCGUAUGUAUAUAUUAUUACCAAGUUAAUAGUUCAACACAAAUGCCAGAUUUAUUUAUCUGUCAAGAUAUUAUACAUGAUCAUGUACAUUCAACACAUGGUCUUCUAUUUGUCUUAACACAAUAUUCAAUUAUUCUUGGUUUACUUAUUGUUUUACAAGGUUUAUAUUCAAUGAGAAAACGUCGUUUAGCUCAUAUUGUUCAUCAACAUUUACUUAAUAAAACACAACGAAUUCGUUCUACACUUUCAUCAGUUAGUCUUAUUCGUCAUUCAUUUUCUUCUAUGGAUGGAGCAACUGAACACAAACAUACAAUGAAUGGUCAUAUAGAAAAUAAACUUCAUAAAAGAAUUAUAUCAUCACCAGCUAUUGUUCUUAGUGAUCCAUCAGUACCAUUACAUAAUAAUUCCGAUGAAAAUGAACCAUUUCUUAAAUUAACAUCAAGUAAAAAUCAUGUACAUUUUUUACUUGGCCUAGACGAAGGAUCUGAUGAUAAUGAUAGUGGAGAUAUACAAAUUGAUUCAACAGUCAAUCAGCAAGUACCAUCCAUACAAACUGAACCUUAUAGUGAUCAACCGGAUGCAUUAUUAUAUAUGGCUCAUAUUCUCGAUACAAAUAAACCAUGGUGUAAACAUAGCCAUUCUACAAUGCCAGUAUAA
Molecule: messenger RNA, 1260 nt
Organism: Adineta steineri
Lineage: Eukaryota; Metazoa; Rotifera; Eurotatoria; Adinetida; Adinetidae
Source: the annotation of a GenBank genome assembly